Anneissia japonica is the source of this 5153-nucleotide messenger RNA. RefSeq names its product polycystic kidney disease 2-like 1 protein. Gene Ontology annotation, molecular function: calcium ion binding; calcium channel activity. The record is from RefSeq and is a predicted model, not a curated record. Lineage: Eukaryota; Metazoa; Echinodermata; Crinoidea; Comatulida; Comatulidae. Gene Ontology annotation, biological process: detection of mechanical stimulus. Gene Ontology annotation, cellular component: membrane.
UUUGAUCGUGCAAUAUGAGUGCAAAAUCAAGGCGACCGAAAAGUCCAAGAGUUAGCCCAUCGCCUAGGCCAGGCAAUGCAUCGUCAAUGAUGGAUCGUGACGCUGAUAUGGACAAAAUUGAGGAGGAGGAAGGAUUUGACAGACGACCACCUAGUGUUUCUUCACGAACGGCCUGGGAUAACCAAGGAUUUGAUAUGGGGACUGAAGAAAGGGAAUUGAACAGCAGUUUUGGACGAGAAGAUGAGAAUUCUGAUGAGGGCGAAGGCCCACAGGCAAUGGAAAGUGAAGUUUAUAUUGCAGGUCAAAUGCGAGUUGUUGAUUCAAGUGUUAUGAAAGAAAAGGAACUUCAGCAGAAGGCUGGAUGUUGGACAAAAUUCAAAAGAUUCUUGCGAUCCUUCUGGAGAACAAGACAAACAGAUGACACGAAAGCCGACAAGGAGCUUCAUGUGCGGACCACCCUGCGAGAGUUGGCCAUCUACUUAGUGUUCUUGGUUGUCAUUUGCAUUGUUACCUUUGGUAUGACCAGCUCUACUAUGUACUACUACACCAAGGUUAUGUCAGAGUUAUUCUUAGACUCUCAGUACCCAGACACCAAGAAUACAUUCCGUGGAUCCUCUACUAUGGCUGAUUUCUGGAGGUUCUCCCAGAAUGUGCUCAUGGAUGGACUCUAUUGGGAGAAGUGGUACAAUAAUGAGAACGUGACAAAAGAUGAAUGGGGUUACAUAUUCUAUGAAAACAAGAUGUUAGGAAUUCCGAGAAUGAGACAGCUGAAAGUUAGGAAUGAUUCUUGCAUAGUUCAUGACCAUUUUAAAGACAUCAUCAAGACAUGCUACGCCCCAUAUGCUGAGAGUUUAGAAGAUCAAGAACCAUUUGGAAAGGCCAACGGAACUGCAUGGAUUUAUGCACCUCAGUCUGAACUGGAUGGCUCCUCUCACUGGGGUAAAUUAGCCUCGUAUAGUGGUGGCGGCUACUAUCAGGACCUUACUGAUAACCGUGCCGACUCCUUAGUGCUUAUCAACGACCUAUAUGAAAACUUGUGGAUUGACCGUGGAAGUCGUAUUGUGAUGGUGGAUUUUACAGUUUACAACGCUAACAUCAACCUCUUUUGCAUUGUGAGAAUGGUGAUGGAGUUCCCUGCAACUGGUGGUGCAAUUCCCUCAUGGAAUUUCCGUACAGUGAAACUGCUGCGUUACAUCACAGCUUUUGACUUUUUUGUGAGGGCAUGCGAACUUAUUUUUGUCUUGUUUGUCAUGUACUACAUUGUGGAAGAAGUUAUUGAGAUUCGUAAGCAUCGCAUGGCAUAUUUCAAGUCCAUCUGGAACAACCUGGACAUCAUCAUUAUCAUUAUAUCUGUUUUGUGCAUGAUAUUCAGUGUGUAUCGUACAUUGGCUGUGAAUCGUAUGAUUGAGACUCUUCUGUCUCAGCCUGAGAAGUACGCAGACUUCGAGUUCCUUGGAUACUGUCAAGGAAUCUUCAAUAAUGUCAUAGCUAUUGCAGUGUUUCUCGCUUGGGUCAAGGUGUUCAAGUACAUCAGCUUUAACAAAACCAUGAACCAGCUGUCAUCGACAUUGUCAAAAUGCGCUAAGGAUGUAGGUGGCUUCACUGUCAUGUUUUUGAUCAUCUUCUUGGCCUAUGCCCAAUUGGGAUACCUGGUGUUUGGCACCCAGAUCAAAGAUUUCCACACUAUUGGUAACUGUGUAUUCACUUUGUUCCGUAUUAUUCUUGGAGAUUUUGAUUUCCAUGAGCUUGAGGAGGCUAAUCGUAUACUUGGACCACUGUUCUUCAUGACUUACGUGUUUGUUGUGUUCUUUGUCUUGUUGAACAUGUUCUUGGCCAUCAUCAAUGACACAUACAGUGAAGUGAAGGCAGAUAUUGCAAACCAGAAGAGUGAGUUUGAAAUCACAGAUUACUUUAAGAAGGGUUAUGAGAAGAUGCGUGGCAAAUUGAACUUCAAACGCGACAAAAUUGCUGAUAUUCAAGAAGCGCUUGCUCAUGCAGAUCAUAAUGCCGACCAACACUUGGACUUCGAUGAAUGGAGAAUGGAACUCAAAGCUCGUGGCCAUGCGGAUACUGAAAUUGAGGCUGUAUUUGCCAAGUAUGAUGUUGAUGGCGACCGUAUCCUAGACGCUGAGGAGCAGAUGAAAAUGGCAUCAGAUCUUGAAACACAAAAGUCGGACUUGAACAAUCAACUUGCAGAGCUGGAGGAAUCAGGUGGAAUUGGUGGACGUCCCAGCACAAGUCACAGCAAUGAUUAUGGAGAUGAAGAUGAUGAUGAGGAUGGAGGCGGUAACAGGCGGGGUGGUGUGAGUGGAGUGACCUAUGAAGAAUUUGUUGUAUUGAGCCGUCGAGUUGAUCGCAUGGAGCACUCAAUUGGAAGUAUUGUGUCCAAGAUUGAUGCUGUUCUGGUGAAGCUGGAGGCUAUGGAACGUGCUAAGCUCAAGAGACGCGAGACUAUGGGCAAACUACUUGACAAUAUUAAGGAGGAUGAAGAAGGUGAUGGUAACAGACGAGAGCAGAUGGAGCGUCUCGUACGGGAGGAGUUAGAACGUUGGGAUUCAGAUGCCUCUCUAUCCAAUAGGGCAGCAAGCACUACUAGUGGACGUCACAGUGCAGCCCGCUCAGUCGCAGCAGUCUCGCGCCCUGGCAGCUCUGUUUCUCAGAGGAACCAAGAUGAUAUUAGUUCCCGUCCAGGCUCAGCCAUAUCCCGCCAGUUCAGUCCACGUGCUGAGUCCAACAUGUCUGGUCGUAAUAACAACCAAGAUGACAUUAGUUCUCGUCCAGGCACAGCUCAGUCCCACCAGCUCAGUCCACGUGCUGAGUCUGCCAUGUCUGGUCAUCACAGCUCACUUUCUGCAAUUUCUGAGCAUUUUUACAUCCAUGAUCCAAAUGCCAGCAAUGUGUAAACUGUUGAAGACAGACUGCAACAGAAAGAACCGACUACUACUAGAAAACUACUGAACAAAAGAAACCAAUGCAUUUUUGGACCAGCCGAACAAACACAUCAAUAUGAAUGUAUUGUUAUUCUUGUGUACUUAGCCUUAGAUAAUUAUACACUCAUAAAUUUUGCAGUUGUCUGUUAGCUGUAGUUUGACAAAAAGUAUACAAAUGACAUAAUGGCUGUUGUUUCAAUUCACUAAUACUUUGUGUUGUAAGUGCACACAGCGUGGGUAUAUUAUGUGGAACAUUGUUUUAGUGUAGAAAAUAAUUACUUCAGUAAAAAUAUAUAAACAAAUAUGUUUACCUAGACCAAACUAUUUCUUGGAAAUUUUAGGAAUAUUUGCAGUAAUUUGUACAACUGUUGAUAAUACAAUUUUUAUUCCUAUGUUAUCAUGGUCUAGACUGAUCUUAUACAUAAUCAUUGUAACUUCAUUUACAGAAAUUUAAAAUGUUACGAUCUUUUAGGAUUGGGAAGGUAAACCAUUCCAUUUCAUUAUAUGCCAAUACAUUCCAAGUGUUUAAAUAAUAUCAAAUAUUGUUUGCAUAAAUGCUUAUUAGACUCAACGUAUUCCGCCCAUCUUUUUUAAACUACUAUUUGAUAUGCAAAAACAAUUGAAUAUGCCUUGAUAUUGAUACCGGCCAUGUUUAUAGAUAUAUUUAUGUGUGUAACAUUUAUUUUCUCGUCUGUAAGUAAGGAGCAGACUCAAAGAUGUAUAUGUGCUGCAACUCAUUAUAGGAUUUUACAUUGAUUGAUGGAUAUAAUUAUUUAAGAAAGUAUACCAGCAUAAAAAUUCUUACAUCUGGUGAUGUAUUUAUAUAAUUCUUAUCCAGAGUUUUAACUUUUAACUUUAGUCUAAAUACAAUGUAUUAAAUCUUGUCACAUAUGUGUCAUGGUAUUCACUUUCACUCAUUUUUUUUGUAGAUAUUAAAGCUUUUUGAAUUUAUUGCAUGUAGAUAUGAUAAAGAGCUGUAUAUUUAUUUAGUUAUAUAUGAAAAGUUAGAAAUGUUGGUUAUCCAUGUGAAUGACAGAAAGCAUAUUUCUGUAAAACACCACACACUUAUUAAUAACAUACAGUACACCCUCCAAUUCAAGACCCCUCUAAUUCAAAACCACUUUUUUUCUAAGAACCAAAUUACAAUUGUCAAUUGUAUAACACAAAGCUAACCCUGUAAUUGAAGACCAAACCCCGAGACCAUCUCAAAUUUUCAGGUCCCAAAGGUGGUCUCGGAUUGGAGGGUGAAGUGUACAUGUAUUUAAGAGACUAGUGUGUUAACAAAGCAUACAGAACAGACGUUUUGAUUGGUUGGUGACGUCUUUAUUGCCAAGCAUUUAAAAGGGUGUGCCCUUGGUGUAUGGUUGAUCUUUUUAGUUUGUGAGUUUGUUUGGAAAUAUAAAUGUCUUGCUAUUUAUUUAACAAUCGUCUGCUGUAGGCAGAUGAGCACAUUGAUUGCAAAACACCUUGCAAAAGUCUUGUAUGCGGGUAAUUCUAAGUUUCAAUCUGGAGUAUAAUGCUGUUAAAGUAAACCUAUUUUUCAAAUUAAUAUUAGUUACUGAAAGAGAUCCCAGAAUUAUGGUGGGGGUAUACUGUAGGCUCAUUGUAUUAUUUUUAAAGUUAGAAUUCAUUCUCCAAAGCACAAAAAUAUAUUUUUCUGAAUAUUAUACUUUAUAUAUUUUAUUUAUUUGUAUAUUUAGAAGUUGAUACACAUUCUUGCCUUGAUGGAAAUCCAAGUAUCCUAAAUUUCCUUUUCUAAAACGCAUCAUUGAAACCAGGAGUUUAGUUUUAACGUAUACAGUUUUAUAUGCUUGCCUGCUUAGAAAAGGGUGUUUCAGAAUGCACAGUACUGUGCCUUAAUGGUUUUUGUGAAAAUUGUAAAUCCGUAGCAUGUUUUAAAAAAGCAGCUUUGUUUUAUUGGAUCGCUGUUGAUUGUGAAGGCGAUUUUACCACUCACAGUUUUACUACCUUGUGAUACUAUGAUAAAUGAUAUGCCUUAUUAAUAACAAAGUGUAUAGUAAUAAAUAGGGUAAUGCCAUCAAGAAAAUGUAAAUUUUGAUUCAAGUUUUAUUCAAAUGAAUUGUUAGGUACAAGAUUCCACAUCUUGUAAUUAACAAUUCAAAUGAAUUGUUAGGUACAAGAUGUGAAAUAUUGAUUUUUGGCAAGGUAUAAAAGAAACUCUCGGCGUUUAAUUGAUAGCAAUAAAAAAACAAACUGCGACUA